GCUGUUUUUUUCAUGUGUUCCGUCGACGCGCGCUGCGGCCUCCCCUCCGGCUCCUGCGGCAACAUGGCGGCGGCGGAGGAGACAAUGAGCGCGGGCGGGAGGCGCCAACUCUGAGCCGCUGGUCACUGCCGUCCCCGUGUGCCGGCCUCCGGGAACCCGAGCUCCGUCACCCCCAGCCACGGGCCCCAGGGGGAUCCGAUCCCCCCCUACUGACACCCCGCGCAGCGGUCACCACACAGGGCCUGACAGCCAGGGGAGGGCCGGUGUGAGGUAACUUAUUACCGCCCAGGCCCCAUAGCUAUACCCCAACCCCCCCCCCUCUCUCCCUGUACCCCAACACCCCCCCCCCAUCUCUCUGUUCCCUAAUACCUUUCCCUGUACCCCAACACUUACCCUUUUUCUGUCCCCAACAUCUCCCCCCUCUCCCUGUACCCCUAUAUCCCCCCCACUGUGCCCCAUCACCUCCCCCUGUGCCCCAGUACCUCCCAUCCCCCUUCCAUUUCCUCAGCUGCACCCCCCUAUCCCCUGUGUUCCUGCAUCCCCAUAUUCUGUGCCCCUCCCCCCUCCUGCACCGGGGCGCAUCACCCUACCACCUGGGGCAGCCAUGAAGCUGACGGACAACGUGCUGCGCAGCUUCCGGGUGGCGAAGGUUUUCCGCGAGAACUCCGAUAAGAUCAACUGCUUUGACUUCAGCCCCGGUGGGGAAACGGUCAUUUCCAGCAGCGACGACGACUCCAUCGUGCUGUACGACUGCCAGGAGGGCAAGCCCAAGAGGACGCUGUACAGCAAGAAGUACGGUGUGGACCUCAUCCGAUACACGCAUGCAGCAAAUACCGUGGUCUAUAGCUCCAACAAAAUUGAUGAUACCAUCCGGUACCUCUCUCUUCAUGAUAAUAAAUAUAUCCGUUAUUUCCCUGGCCACAGUAAAAGGGUCGUUGCGUUAUCUAUGUCUCCGGUGGAUGAUGCUUUUAUUUCUGGGUCCUUGGAUAAAACCAUCCGCCUGUGGGACCUCCGGUCUCCCAACUGUCAGGGUCUGAUGCACUUACAGGGGAAGCCAGUGUGCUCGUUUGAUCCAGAGGGUCUUAUUUUUGCCGCAGGAGUUAAUUCAGAGAUGGUGAAGCUGUAUGACCUUCGCUCCUUCGAUAAGGGUCCGUUUGCCACCUUCAAGAUGAACUAUGACCGCACCUGCGAAUGGACGUCACUCAAAUUUAGCAACGAUGGAAAAUUAAUUCUUCUCUCUACCAAUGGCGGCUUCCUGAGGCUAGUUGAUGCGUUUAAAGGGGCCGUGUUACACACCUUUGGGGGUUAUAACAACAGUAAAGCGGUCACGCUAGAAGCUUCGUUCACCCCGGAUUCUCAGUUCAUUAUGAUCGGGUCGGAAGAUGGCAAGAUCCACGUAUGGAAUGGAGAGAGCGGCAUGAAAGUGGCCGUAUUGGAUGGCAAGCACACCGGACCCAUCACCUGCUUACAGUUCAAUCCCAAGUUCAUGACCUUUGCAAGUGCUUGUUCCAAUAUGGCCUUCUGGCUGCCGACUAUUGACGACUAGUUCACCAGUCACCCAGCCGGGGUAGCGAGAGCCCAGAUGUUAAGCUAAAAGGAUUCUGUUGGAGUCCUCUCUGAGUGCGGAGAAUGAGUAUGGACCUACCUGCAGGCUCCCCAGUAUUACACCGCUUCCACAAUAGACUGAUAAUUCUGCUUGCCAAACUGCCCAGUGCAUGGUCCAGGUCAUGCAUCCGAAGAUAUAUAUAUUACUACAGCGCAAAUGUUGGAUUAUGAAUCUACCGUGCAGUGUCUGUGAGAUGUCCUGAUCACAUUAAUUAAUUUGGUUCGGUUUUUCUGUUAGGUCCUUUUUUAAUUGCUGUGGAAACCUUUUUAUAUAUUUCCUAUUUGUAUUAGUAUAUCUGGGGUGUGUCUGGCCCCACUCCUCUCUGCCGGGACCAGUUACACAAUCCGCUCGCCCUAUAUUGCUGGGAUAUAUACGGUCUGUAUUAGUGUACCUGGGGUACGUCUGGCCCCACGCCUCUCUGCCGGGACCAGGUCCACAAUCCGCUCGCCCUGUAUUGCGGAGAUAUAUCCUGCCUGUAUUAGUGUACCUGGGGUACGUUUGGCCCCACGCCUCGUUACACAAUCCGCUCGCCCUAUAUUGCUGGGUUAUUUCAGACACCCAUUGUGCAACUCUGAUGAAAUACAGCGAGGCUCUGAGUACGCGUAUGUCAUGUGACAGACGUGUAUUUAGUUCCCUGAACGUUGGGGUGACCGCCCGCAUUAUUUUAAGUUUUACUUGGGAUCUCUUGCGCAAUGAAGGGACUAAAUGUAACCCUUCUGGUUCAGUCAUUUUAUCUCCGUUUGUGCUUUGUGGACACGAGUGAGAGAAAUAUUCCCUGCAUCCAGUGUUGUUGCCCUGACACCCUGUUGUACACCGGUCCGGAGGGCUCAGUGCCGUUACAGCCCUCGCCGUCCACGCCCAGUAUAUCGAAGGUGGGGCUUCCUCCCAGAAAACCUGAGUAAGCCGCAAGUAAAAGUUUCAGAUUUUGUUUGUUGGUUCAACAUUUAAUUUCAUUUUGUUUUAUUUGGCUCCUGAAAGAGUUUGAGAAUGGAGACUGCACGUGACAGCUGGUAAUGUGGAGCAUGCAGUAUAGAAAGUGGCGCCGCAGCGCCACUUACCUUGCAGUAUGUGAAUGCCUGGUGUAUAAUACCUGUAUAGCGCUACUUACUCUCUCAGCUUCAAGUAUUUAAAGGGACAUGGCUUGUGACACAUGCUCAUCUCCAUCAUCCCUAAGGGACUGUCCGCCAGCAGUAUUUCUGGCUAACGUAUUCCACAGCCGCACAUUUUAUACUGUCCAGCCGCACAAACAAAUUGACAUUUAUUCGCCUGCGUGUACAUAAGUGUUGUGAUAUUGUGAGUUUACUGCAAUAAACAUCCACAACCGUU
Molecule: messenger RNA, 2932 nt
Organism: Pseudophryne corroboree (corroboree frog)
Lineage: Eukaryota; Metazoa; Chordata; Amphibia; Anura; Myobatrachidae
Gene: WDR82
Product: WD repeat domain 82
Cellular component (GO): Set1C/COMPASS complex
Molecular function (GO): protein binding; chromatin binding
Source: RefSeq, a predicted model, not a curated record